AUGACCUGUUCCGGCUGCGGCAAUAAACUCACCCGCACCCUCGAGGCAAUCCCUGGAGUUUCCAAUGUGCGAGUCAGCUUUGUCAUGGGAAGCGCCGAUUUUGAUAUCAACCCUCAGACAAGCAAAGUAGAAGAAGUCAUCCGGACAGCUGAAAGAGAGACCGGAUUCCGUUGUGCGAGAACUACGAGCGACGAUCAGUUCAUCGACCUCCUCAUGACCGGAGAGUCCGUCAAAGCUCUCUCAGAUAUCAUGCCGGCAGGAGUCAAGCAGAUCGAUGUACUUGAUAAGCUGACAGCUCGCAUCACCUAUGACCCAACCGUAGUCGGAGCUAGAUCUCUUGUUUUAUCCUUAGGAGAUCGUACCACCGGCCUUGCACCCCCUCGCGCGGAUGCAUCUGCAGCAGGCGGACGUAGGAGACUCCGUGAUAUGCUCAUCAAAACGACUUUGGCCGCGGUCUUCACCAUCCCCGUCGUAGUCCUUGCCUGGGGUAAUACCUUAGUGGAUGACCGUUCGCGGGCGUAUAUUUCCAUCGUGUUCGCAACCGUAGUCCAGGCAUUGUCUGUGCCAGAAUUCUACCGACCGGCCAUCUCUUCUUUGAUCUUUAGUCGCACUGUUGAAAUGGACAUGCUUGUGGUCAUCAGUGUCAGUGCUGCUUACCUCUACUCUGUCAUCGCCUUUGGUUUUAGCAUGGCCGGGAAGCCGCUUGAUACGAAAGAGUUCUUCGAGACAAGCACGUUGCUGAUCACGCUCGUCCUCCUUGGUCGGCUCAUCGCUGCGUUUGCCCGCAUCAGAGCCAUCGCCGCCGUGUCACUGAGAUCCUUACAGGUAUCGACCGCGGUCCUCAUUGAGGCUGAAGGAACUAGGGAGGUGGAUGCUCGCCUGUUGCAAUUUGGUGACAGAUUCAUGAUCAUGCCCCAUGCACAGAUUCCAACGGACGGGCAGGUCACCGAGGGGUCGAGUGAGGUGGACGAAUCAAUGCUCACCGGAGAGUCUCUUCCGGUUGGAAAACAGCACGGCGCGCAGAUCAUUGCGGGUACUAUCAACGGAUCUGGAAGACUUACAGCCAGGCUGACCCGUUUACCUGGGAAGAACACUGUCACUGACAUUGCUAAUCUGGUAGAGGAGGCUUCCAACACGAAGCCUAGAGUUCAGGAACUAGCGGAUAAAGUCGCAGGUUAUUUCGUACCCGUGGUGACCGCCAUCGCCGUCAUCACAAUCAUUGUCUGGGUUGUCGUCUCCCUCCGCAUCCGGAAUGAGUCUGCGGGUAAAGCUAUUAGCACUGCUAUCACCUAUGCCAUCGCUGUGCUUGCCGUCUCCUGUCCAUGCGCCCUUGGUCUGGCUGUACCAAUGGUUUUGGUUGUCGCUGGCGGCGUUGCUGCUCGCGGUGGGGUUGUGAUCAAGUCUGCGGAGCCCAUCGAGAGAGGGCACAAGAUUACUGACGUUGUCUUUGACAAGACCGGAACUCUCACCAUUGGCGAACUGGAUGUAGUCGUCGAAGAAAUUCUAUCUACGGAUCGUGGACAGGCCGUCUCUCUUGCUAAGGCCCUGGUAGGCGACAACAAGCAUCCAGUCUCGAUGGCUGUAGCGAAGCACUUGGAAAAACAAGAUCACAAAGCUGUCCACCUGGAGGAUAUCCGUGUCAUACCCGGAGCCGGUGUUGAAGCCACAUGGAACGGAUCCUCGUUUCGGGCUGGCAAUGCGCACUGGUUGGGUGUCGAUCAGAUGUUGGAGGUGGAUCGCCUCCUCCAGCAGGGAAUGACUACCCUCUGUUUGACCAAGGACACCGAACUGCUUGCAGUGCUUGGUCUGACAAGCGUCCUACGUCCCGAAGCAGCCGCUGUUGUUCAUGAGCUUCAAGCGAGGAAGAUCACCGUUCACCUCGUCAGUGGUGACGAAGAGAGGGCAGUCGAAACGGUCGCUAAAACGGUCGGAAUUCCGGAGCAAAACGCGGCCGCUCGCAGGUCACCAGCUGAGAAACGCGUCUAUGUGCAGGACCUCAUCAAGCGAGGCAAGAGAGUUGCCUUCUGCGGAGACGGUACAAACGACGCCGUCGCCAUCGCCCAAGCGAAUAUUGGCAUCCAGCUGGGUUCUUCGUCAGAUGUUACUCGCGCAACCGCCGACGUCGUUCUCCUAUCUGGUCUGGAUGGUAUCAUCUAUCUCCUUGAGGUGUCCAAGGCCUCAUUUCGCCGCAUCAUGUUCAAUUUCGUUUGGUCCGCUGUCUACAAUGUCCUUGCCAUUUUACUUGCAGCUGGUGCCUUCGUUCGCGUCCGCAUCCCGCCGGCAUAUGCAGGCUUGGGUGAGAUUGUCAGCGUCUUGCCUGUUAUCAUUGCUGCCCUUACCAUGUCUGGCAUGAAGCGUCCAGCCACGGUUUAA
This is a messenger RNA of Coniosporium apollinis CBS 100218, 2373 nucleotides long. RefSeq lists its product as uncharacterized. Gene Ontology annotation, biological process: monoatomic cation transport. The transcript has a single exon. The coding region runs from base 1 to 2373 and encodes 790 amino acids. Gene Ontology annotation, molecular function: ATP binding; ATPase-coupled monoatomic cation transmembrane transporter activity; metal ion binding. NCBI's taxonomy places the organism in Eukaryota, Fungi, Ascomycota, Dothideomycetes. Gene Ontology annotation, cellular component: membrane. The record is from RefSeq and is a predicted model, not a curated record.